Molecule: messenger RNA, 4879 nt
Organism: Octodon degus (degu)
Lineage: Eukaryota; Metazoa; Chordata; Mammalia; Rodentia; Octodontidae
Gene: Stam2
Product: signal transducing adaptor molecule 2
Exons: 14
Coding region: 108-1682 (524 amino acids)
Biological process (GO): signal transduction
Cellular component (GO): endocytic vesicle
Molecular function (GO): phosphatidylinositol binding; ubiquitin binding
Source: RefSeq, a predicted model, not a curated record
AGUGCCGAGACAGCAGCGGCCAGAACCGAGCUGUCUAGGAAGACGCGGCGGGGAACAGCAGCGCAGCCUCGGCCAGACCGCAGCGACUGGGGUCGGCUGUCGGCGAGAUGCCUCUGUUCGCCGCCAACCCCUUCGAACAGGAUGUGGAAAAAGCUACGAAUGAAUAUAAUACCACAGAAGAUUGGAGUCUGAUUAUGGAUAUAUGUGACAAAGUUGGAAGCACUCCUAAUGGAGCAAAAGAUUGCCUGAAAGCCAUAAUGAAAAGGGUUAAUCAUAAGGUUCCUCAUGUUGCUCUGCAGGCAUUAACUCUUCUUGGGGCUUGCGUGGCAAACUGUGGAAAGAUAUUUCAUUUAGAAGUAUGUUCCCGUGAUUUUGCAACAGAAGUGCGUGCUGUGAUAAAAAAUAAGGCUCAUCCUAAAGUAUGUGAAAAACUAAAAUCUUUAAUGGUAGAAUGGUCAGAAGAAUUUCAGAAGGACCCUCAGUUUAGUCUAAUAGCUGCAACUGUUAAUUCAAUGAAAGAAGAAGGAAUUACUUUUCCUCCACUGAGGUCUCAGGCUGCCUCUGCUGCUGCCAAGAAUGGAACAUUAUCAAACAAAAACAAAGAAGAUGAAGACAUAGCUAAAGCUAUCGAAUUAUCAUUGCAAGAGCAGAAACAGCAGUGCACAGAGACAAAAUCUUUAUAUCCAUCUGCAGAAAUUCAGUUAAACAAUAGAGUUGCACGAAAAGUGAGAGCUUUAUAUGAUUUUGAAGCCGUUGAAGACAAUGAACUCACCUUUAAACAUGGUGAAAUUAUUAUUGUUUUGGAUGACAGUGAUGCCAAUUGGUGGAAAGGAGAAAAUCACAGAGGAACGGGACUCUUCCCAUCUAAUUUUGUAACAACUAAUUUAAACAUAGAGUCUGAAGCAGCAGCUGUGGACAAAUUGAAUGUAAUUGAUGAUGAUAUGGAGGAAAUUAUGAAAUCUGAACCUGAACCUGUUUACAUAGAUGAGGAAAAGAUGGAUAGAGCCCUGCAGGUGCUCCAGAGUAUAGAUCCAGCAGAUUCAAAACCAGAUUCCCAAGAACUCUUGGAUUUGGAAGAUAUCUGCCAACAGAUGGGCCCAAUGAUAGAUGAAAAACUUGAGGAGAUUGAUAGGAAGCAUUCAGAAUUGUCCGAAUUGAAUGUAAAGGUCUUAGAAGCUCUGGAACUAUAUAACAGAUUGGUGAAUGAAGCACCGCUGUACUCAGUCUAUUCAAAGCUCCAUCCUUCAGCGCAUUACCCAUCCACAGCAGCUGGGGUUCCAUUGCAGACAUACCCAGUUCAGUCACAUGGUGGAAACUACAUGGGUCAAAACUUUCACCAAGUAACUGCUGCCCAAAGCUAUACCUUAGGACCAGAUCAUAUUAGUCCUUUGCGAUCUCUACCUCCAAAUGUGAAUUCUUCAUUAACAACGCAGCCUGCUCAAACUCCAUAUUUAAGCACUGGACAAGACACUGUUUGCAGUCCUUACAUGAACCAGAACUCUAACCUCCCAUCAGCUACUGGUGCGGCCGCUUACACCCCGCAGGUGGGGACGUCCGUGGAUGUGUCACCCUACCAGAACACUCCUUGCAGCCUGCCACAGCUGGUGGGCUUUCCGGUGGCAGUUCCGGCUCACUCCGUUGCACAGCAGCAAACAAAUUGUCAGCAGCAGCCUCUCCUUUAGAGACAAACGGCUUUCUUGAAAGCCUUAAGUGUAUCUGGGAAUCCUAAAACUUCUUUCCUUUCAACUCAAAAGGACCAUGAAUAAAUAAAGCACAAAACCUAUCUUACCCUGAAGGCCAUAAAAGGAUUUUUUUUAGUCCAGAGUGUUUGAAGUCGGUGUUGUGAUCAGAGGCAGCUUAAAGGUACUGCUAGUUGGAUUUCUUGUACUUUCAAAUGUCUACAUGAAUCUGGACAACCAGUAGAUAGCCCUAUGACACUAAACAGGAUGGGAUAGGAGUGUAAAAGUUUUAUUUUAAAGAAAACAUUGUUUCCCCCUACUGUGUCAUGAUAAGAGCACUGGAGACCGUUAAAUAUUUUUUGUCUGUAUGUUUUUGUCAGGGCCUUCCACACACUAUUGUUUUAAAAGGCAAACGUGCUUUUGGGUGAGCAUUUAGCUUGCCAAAGUAUUUCCUUUUGGCUCCUUAAUUUGCAGUUGUGUUUGCAGUCCUGUCAGUUUUUUUGUCAGUGUUAUGUUGAGUAACAAUUAGCAUAUAAUUGUCUACAGAAGCAAGAGCAAUUGGGAAGGAAUAAAAAUGUUUUCUCGUCCUAACAGUGAAAACCAUGUAAAUGCAGGUGUGUGAUAAAGCAUUUAGCUUGUCCCCUGACCUCAAAAAAACAUGGCCAGUCCCAGGGGAAAUUAUUUCCUGCAAGCAUCCCUGGUAUUUGGAAUUAACCACCAAUGACCUUUUCAAGUGAUUUUUGGCCAUUGUCUUAUGAAGAUAUGAUCCAUUUGUUUUCCUUCCUACAGUGUGUUAUGCUGUAUUUCCUUUUUAGGAUUAUAUGAAACAUUCCUAAUAAUUUGAUGUGAUGUAAACCAAGUAUGGGUGAUUGGUGUGUUUUUAUUAAUGUGUAUGUUUCUUUAAGAAGUGAUUUGUUCCAUUGCUAGGCUGUCAUCAGGAUAAGUUGUUGAAAAGUUUUUUCAUUCAUUUCAGAAGUAGUUCUGAGCCUUUGGAAUUCCACAUACUGUAAAAGUUGGUAGCAAAUCAAUAAGAAUUGUUUUGUAUUGAAGAAAUUUACGCAGUACAACAUAGAAAAUGCAGAUAGGUAUGGUUAUAGAUAUAUAUUAUUUAGGCUGGCAAAAAUACUGGACAGAAGUUUAAUUUGUAAGAAAUUAAAACUUUUUGCAUGGAUACAAAAUUUCUAUAUUUCUUUUUAAAGUACUUAAUCUUUCUACAAAGAGCCCAUUUGAUGACAUUUCUGGGAAUUUUGUCAUUACCUAUUUACAGAAAUUUUAUUAUAAACAUGUUCCUUUUUCAAAGAAACUAUCCUAUGACAAAAUUUGGAAGUUUAAUGCCCGCCACUAUGUUGUUUCUGAUACAAGUAUGAAAAUUUUAAUCUUUAAUGACCUGUGGUCUGUCAUCCAGUGUUUUCCUUCCAGGUAAAUUCAGUUAUGUACAUGAAAAACUUUUUAAAAUGGCACUUUUUGGAACCAAAUCUGUUCUUUAAAAAAGAAAAGAAAAUAUAAAUUCCAAAGCUGCUUUUGAUAAUGUUUUCAUUCACAUGCAAAAUCUUACCUUUUCUUAUGAACUAUAUUUAGUAAAUGUAUUUUAGUGUUUGUGUGAAUGUGUUUUGUUUGUCAUCUAAAUUGUAGUUCAGCAUAAAUCUUUGAUCCAGUAUAAAUACUGCAUACCCAUUAAAUUGGGAUCAAAAAAUUAAGUAACCUAGCUUUAGAAUAUAAAACAUGACAUGUAUAUAACUACAUUGCCAUUUAUCUAUAAAAUUUUAUACAUGCAGAAAUUUCUUCCUCUUAAAAAUAAUUUUAUUUUUGUCUUGUAUAUGGAAUUUGUGCUAGAGUUUGUUGCUAGUAUAAAUUGCUGUUGAUCUGAUAUUUUUGGUGUUAAUAUAAGGUGGUUCUUUUUUCCCGUGACCUUAUGAAUUGUAUUUAUUUUAAGAUGUUUAUAUUUACGUGUGUUCUGCCAAAGGAAUGGUCUGAUUUAAGAUAUGUAUGUUGGGGUCAUACUGUUCUGUAUCAAAAAUUAAAACAAAAUAACUUCUACCUUUUUUUGGUAUAUUAGAAUUCCUGAAAAUUUAUAAUAGAACUAAUUUUAUAAUACAGAGACUACCCCUAGGUAUUAAAAUAUAUGAACUGGAAUAUGUUUGUGAAAAAUGUACAGCCAGCCAAUAUUAUUUUUUAGUUUGAUAAUUUACAAAAUUACUUGGUUAUUUAUUAAUUAAAAUGUUUGUCAUUUAGGAUUUGAGAUUAUUUGGAGAUACGUUGUCAUCUUACACUGUUUCAGGUAGCUUAUAUUUAACUAUAUAACAAAUUUUACUAUAUGUUGAAGAUAAUUAUAAAAUUUUAACUUUUGACUUAAAAAUUUGUGAAUGUUUAAAAAAUAUAUGGGUUGAGCUCGGGCUAUAGCUCAGUGGUAGGAGUAGAGCAUGUGUUCUUAGCAUGCUCAAGGCUAGAUUGAUCCCUAGCACUGCAAAAAAUAUGUAUGGCUUAGGAAGUAUUACAAAACCAUUUCUUAGUGAAAACCAUAAUGUUAAUACUUCUGAAUUCUAGGAGAGGACUUAUUGAAUUGUCAUGGUGAGAAUGCUGAAGUUAUUUUUAGAAGUAAUAAAUUAUAAAUAAUAUAGCAUUGAUUUAGGAUUUGCUUCUGUCAAAGGAAGUUUUCUUAAUAUCAGGUUUAGUCAGUAAAUGAGAGGACUCAAUUUGGUAUUUUGUUGUUUGAUUUAGUUUUGUUUUGAAGAUUAAAGAUUUAAAAAAAAUUUUCCAGCUGAGAUAAUAAUUCUAAUUUUAUCAAACUGUUCGAAUUUGAAUUUUUUUUUAAACCUUCCUGGUUCUGAAAGAGAAAUUAUAUUGAUUACAUAGUAAAGUCAGUUGAAUAACACCCCUCCCCAUUUUUGUCUACCUCAACACCAGCAUGUCACUUAGAAGGGCAGACUGUUAUUUUAAUUGGAAGUAGAUUCUGCAGAUGCAGUAGAAGUCAUGCUGGACUUAAGGGUGGGGUCUGAAUCUAAGACUAAUGCCCUUAUCUGAAGCAAAGACUGUGAUGCAGUAGAUGAGGCCACAGGUGAAGGUGGAGACGCAGUGGGAGCUGUGCUGUGACAGGCUGCCUGGGACCACCAGAAGCUGGAAGAGGGAUUCGAUUCUUCCCUGGAGCCUUCGGAGGGAUUGUAGCCCUGCUGACCCUCCAUUACAGACUUCUAGCCUUCAAA